Archocentrus centrarchus (flier cichlid) is the source of this 2142-nucleotide messenger RNA. RefSeq names its product cyclic nucleotide gated channel subunit alpha 4 (gene cnga4). Gene Ontology annotation, molecular function: protein-containing complex binding; intracellularly cAMP-activated cation channel activity; intracellularly cGMP-activated cation channel activity. Gene Ontology annotation, biological process: monoatomic cation transmembrane transport. The record is from RefSeq and is a predicted model, not a curated record. The transcript has 7 exons. Bases 1 to 2142 code for a protein of 713 amino acids. NCBI's taxonomy places the organism in Eukaryota, Metazoa, Chordata, Actinopteri, Cichliformes, Cichlidae. Gene Ontology annotation, cellular component: plasma membrane; intracellular cyclic nucleotide activated cation channel complex.
AUGGCUAAAACAGGUGAUGUUAGCAUCAGAGGGAAUCAGUGGCAGAGGGUGUUGAGGCUGCAACAGGGGCAGAAAGCGAAUGGGGAAGGAGGAGAUGGCAUCAAGGCUGAAGGAAAACAGAACACUUUCCUGGACCUGAUUUUGAAAUUUCACUGGAAAGACUUCAUCAUUGAUCCAGCAGAACAGUUUUAUUAUAUCUGGAUCCAGGUCAUGAUACUGCCCAUCAUUUACAACUGGGUGAUCAUCAUUUUGAGGACUUGCUUCUCUACUAUAUCAGUGAGCUACCUUCCUGUGUGGCUUACACUGGAUUAUGUGUCAGACCUCAUGUACAUGAUUGAUAUGAUCAUUACUCUUCACACUGGUUACCUGGCUCAGGGCAUCCUGGUCAAAGAUCUGAUUCUGCUGAGGAAGCGCUACCUGCGCUCUAAACAUUUCUGCUUGGACCUGGCUUCCCUUCUUCCUUCUGACUUCCUCUACUUCGCAUUCGGCAUCCAAACUCCUCUAGUUAGGAUUAACCGCCUUUUGCGUAUCUCACGACUCAACGAGGCCUUGGACCGCAUGGAGACAAGAACCGCCUACCCCAACACCUUCCGCAUCACCAAGCUUAUGAUCUACAUCUUUGUGUUGAUCCACUGGAAUACCUGUCUCUACUUUGUACUGUCAAGCCAUAUUGGUUUUGGAAGUGAUCAGUGGGUCUACCCUAAUAUCACUGACCCAGCAUUUGCCUCCAUGCGGCGCCAGUACUUUCACUGCUUCUGGUUUUCUGCACAGAUCCUCACUACAGUAGGAAAUGUUCCCCACCCAGAAAAGGUAGAGGAGUUCUUGUUUAUGAUUGCAGACCUACUCAUUGCUGUGCUGGUGUUUGCAUCAGUUGUUGGCAAUGUUGGCAAUGCCAUCACGAGCCUAAGAGAUCGCGAUAAUGUCUUCUUCCCUAACCAUGAGCUGGUCAAAGCAUACCUGCGUAGUCAUCAUGUUAGCAAGGAGCUUCGAGAGCGUGUCAACAACUGGUACCAGCAUCUUUACAUCAACAAGAAGAUCAUGCGAGAGAAUGAAAUCUUGCAGCAGCUACCUUUACACAUGAGGACAGAGAUCGCUGUCAGUGUUCAUCUUCCCACGCUCUCCAAAGUCACCAUCUUCCAGAACUGCGAAAAAAGUCUGCUGGAGGAGCUGGUUGUCAAACUGACACCUCAGGUGUUCAGUCCGGGAGAGUACGUCUGCAGAAAAGGAGAUGUGGGCCAUGAAAUGUACAUCAUCAAAGAAGGAAAACUGGCAGUUGUAGCAGAUGAUGGGGUUACAGAAUUUGCUGUGCUAAGCGAAGGGAAUUUCUUUGGGGAAAUUAGUAUCCUUAACAUCAAAGGUAACAAGUCAGGCAACCGUAGGACUGCCAACAUCCGAAGCAUUGGGUUCUCUGAUCUCUUCAGCUUGUCCAAAGAAGACCUGACAGAUGUAUUAUCUGAGUUCCCUGUGGCCAAACGUCACCUGGAGGAGAAAGGCAGGCAGAUCCUCACCAAGAUGGGCAUGUUGGAGGAGACUGGGGAGACAGAGGACGGGGAGACAGAGAAAUUGGAAACCAAGAUAAAAAGGCUGGAGAGCAACUUAGAGGGGCUGCAAACUAAAUUAGCUCGGCUCAUGGUGGAAUUAGAAUCAAGCAAUCACAAAAUACAGGCCAGGGUGGCGCAGCUGGAGCUGGAAGUUUCAGAAUUGGAGACUCAGCUGCCAGAAGAUGAUGGAGAAAGAGAGAGGGAACUGGGAAGAGGGCAAGGUGUAGGAGGGGAGGCUGAAUGGGAGCGAGAAGAGGCAGAGGGAGAGGAAGAGGAAGAAGAGGAAGGUUCAUAUAUAAAGGGGGGAAAACAGGGGCAUGGAGAUGAUAGUAAUGAUGUGAGCAAAGAGGGAGACGGUGAGAGCACUAGAAGUACAAAGGAAGAUGCUGAAAGGGUGGCAGAGGGAGAUAAAUGUGGGCCAAAAAACCCAGAUAAUCAAGGAGAUAAAAGAGAAGAUGACGAAGAGAAGAACCAAGGAGAUGACAGACCUGAGAAAGGAGAUGGAGCUGAGAUUGAACCUGAGGGAAAGAAGAGAAAAGUGAGAAGAAAGAAUCUGAGGAAGGGAAAGAAAAGAGUGAAGAAGACUCAGAUAAAAAGAUAA